UCACCAACUUCGGCUGGAAGAUAAACGGUGAAGAUAUUUUUGAACUGUUAACUGUGGAACAUAGUUAGUUUGGCUCGUUAACUGAUUGACGUGUGAUUAAGCCAAUGGCAAUAGAGAAUAUAACAUGAUUGGUGAGACACCCAGCCAAUGGGCUGUCAGUGGGCGGGGCUCCAAGCACAGCUACCGUAAGCGUUGUUAGUAGGAAGAAGAAGCCGAUUCUGGAAGCCAUUACGUUGCGCACAUCAGUGGAGUAAAUCCUACUAUUUUUGCGUACAAUACGCACAAUUACCUCCGCUAAAGAGGAAUUCCUGCAAUUAUGGCCUCGGUGGCGAAAAAGAGAAAAAUGAAUUUCUCGGAGAGAGAGGUGGAAAUUAUUGUAGAAGAAAUAGAGAAACAAAAGCACACACUGGUUAACCACUUCAAUGCUGGAGUCACACACAUGGCAAAGAAUAACGCGUGGGUGGACAUCCUGAAAAAGGUCAACGCUGUCACCACCUGUCCCAGAGAGUUACCCGAGGUGAAGAAGAAGUGGUCCGACAUGAAGACGGAGGUCCGUCGGAAGGUGGCCCAGGCGCGGGCUGCCAUAGAGGGGACCUCCGCUGACUGCACUCCAGUUCCCGUCAUCCUCACCGCUAUGCAGCAGCGGAUCUGUAACCUCCUGGGGGAGGCCACCAUCAUCAGCUUACCUGCGGGAGACUCGGAUGCUGAGAUCACUCUACCUGUGACGGUGAACACCGCCGCCACCGUCACACUGGCAGAGACUCUUCCAGCCGGCUCAGCGACCGUCUGUGAUGAAGCCAAGCCACUGAACGCUGAAACCACGUACCACACCCUGGAGGAUGGAGGCGUGGUGGAGUACUGCACCACCACCGUCGGUGAUUCCGCUCCCACCGUGGUGGCGGCCGUCGAGGCUCCAGUCGAGAUGCUGGCCUCGUCCUCAGCUUCCCCGCCUCCUCCUCAGGGUCAGGCCAAACCUCAGGAGCUGAAGAGCCGCAUCGCCCUCAACUCCGCCCGCCUGCUGCAGGAGCAGAGAGUCACCAACGUCCACAUCCGGCAGAUCGCCCAGCACCUGGAGGGCCAGAACGAGCUGCUGCACAUGAUGCGGCGCUCCCAGGAGGCUCAGGCGUUCGCUCAGGAGAGACAAGCCCAGGCCCUGGAGGGUACGCAGGCCGCCCUGCUGGCAUUAGUGCAGAUGCUCAGACCGGCUCUAAAAGACCUGCGUAAAUUCCUGCAGAGUGGGACAGAGGUGGUGAACCCCAGCAGCUCAGCAGCAGCAGGAAUGACUGAUGGGUCAGGAACAGAGGAGCACAGCAGGCCCAGAACACCACCAGCUCCUCCAACGCAGGCCGAGGAGACGCAAUAGACACUGUGUGUGUGUGUGUGUGUGUGUGUGUGUGUGUGUGUGUGUGUGUGUGUGUGUGUGUGUGUGUGUGUGUGUGUGUGUGUGUGUGUGUGUGUGUGUGUGUGUGUGUGUGCGCGCGUGUGUGUGUGUGUGUGUGGUGCUGACUCCUGUCCCUGCACACAGGCUUCAGAGAACAGGGUUGCCUUAGGGAGAGAUGUACAGAAUUUUACUGAUGUUUUAAGUCACAGACUCAGUGAAGAGUUGAUGUGGAGAAGAUUAUUUUUACUUUUUACAGCCUGUCAUCAACUGACAGCAGCUUUGCGUUUGCACAUUUGAUACUGAGAUGAUGUUUUUGGUGCAGAGAUGCAGACGGUCAUCACCUUGAUGUGAGCUCAACAUUAAAUAUCUUCAAGUCAUUGUGCAGAAAACUCUAAAUGAAAAGAGAUCAGUGUUGUUUUUAAGGAGGGAGUGGGCUUCAGUUCAUGUGCGCUGUGCACCCUGUCUUCAAUAAAACUGAAGAAAAACCA
This is a messenger RNA of Seriola aureovittata, 1869 nucleotides long. It is a transcript of the gene naif1, whose product is annotated as nuclear apoptosis inducing factor 1. Lineage: Eukaryota; Metazoa; Chordata; Actinopteri; Carangiformes; Carangidae. The transcript has 3 exons. The record is from RefSeq and is a predicted model, not a curated record. Gene Ontology annotation, cellular component: nucleus. Bases 317 to 1363 code for a protein of 348 amino acids.